Plectropomus leopardus (leopard coralgrouper) is the source of this 1158-nucleotide messenger RNA. NCBI's taxonomy places the organism in Eukaryota, Metazoa, Chordata, Actinopteri, Perciformes, Serranidae. The record is from RefSeq and is a predicted model, not a curated record.
AGAGAAGGAGGAAGAGAGACAGACGGAGAGAAAAGAGAAGAGUGAAAGACUUGAACAAACAGACGGACAGAGGGACGGAGGGUGAGACAGAUGCGGAGACGCUGAGUGUGAGCUGUCCAACAUGAGAGCUGACGACUAAAGUGUCUCUCUGCUGAUUUGAAGCUGUCUGUCCACCUGCAGACAUGUCCUCGUCCCGCACCGACAGCAAGACAGCCUCCCAGUUUGUGUCUCUCACCAUGAGGCUGAAGGAUAAGCUCCACCCACCGAGGAUCAAACGCUCUGAACGAAUCAAAAACACCCCGCAGAGGGUCAAACCACCCGACCUCAACCUGCAACACACACAGCAUCAGUCGGGGGGAGUGUUGGCGGAGCAGCAUCGGGCUGUCCACAGCUCUCUGCAGUACUUCAAAGCUCUUGUGGACAGACUGGGCGUGGACAAACCAGAAGUGGACAGACUGGUCCUGGACCGCGGUGUGGCCGGUGCUCUGCUGGGCGGGGCGUCCGGCGGUGUCCUUGAGGCAGUCCAGACUCUGGUCCAGCUGGAGCCGCACCUGCAUGAAAGUCAGAGCGUGUCCUCCUGUCUCAACCGUCUCUACAAGUCUCUGGCCGAGCUGAUCCACUGGGCCGACCAGGUAAUGCUGCAAGGCAGCGCCCAUGGCAACAGAGAGAGUGUUACCAUGGUGAUCAGGGCUGUGCUGGACGCCGUCAAGGACCUCGUUCGAUUGGCUGCAGAGAGACAAGACGGCUCCACCCCCUUAACUCCUGUCCAAUCACAGACUGUCGAGGGACAGAUAGGCGGGUCUGAAGACCAGCAGACAAAAGUUACGACGUCUACUGUCCCUUGUCCAGGAUUUCCGUCAGAGGAAGAAGACGAGAUUGAUUCAGCUCCACCAAAACCCCCAAUGCCUUUCACAGAGACCGUCCCCCAGCUGUCUGUCCCCCAGCUGUCCCCUCCUCCUCAGGGCCUCAGUCCUCCGGCCUUGCCACCUAAAAAGCGUCACUCGUCCUCAGGCCCCGCCCCCUGCAGGGUGGCCAUCGUAGCACCAAUGAGACGAGAGCCUGAAGUGGACACACAGGAGGACGAGUGUUUGAAGUGUUUCUCGCCUUCAUCUGCAGACUCUGCUGCUGAGAUCACACACAGCGGUAACACACACACAC